UUCCUUUGUGGUUGUGUUGUGCGUCCUGUCUGGUGGAGGGAGGGGACCGUGCGGACGGCUGGGAGGACAAGCGGAGUGAGAAGAAAGCGUAGGGGGGCAGAAAUAAGAAAGAGGGAAAAGGCUCGGGUUUCCAUCUUUCCUCGGGAUAUACAUUAGGUUGAAUUUGAUUGAUAACUGCAUCGAGAGAAAUGUCGACCAGUCGUCAGUUCAGUGAAAGCCGGGCCAUCCCGACCAGGACGGUGCUGAUCAACGACACAACGCAGCUACCUCACGAUUACUGUACCACACCUGGAGGCACUUUAUUCUCAACUACUCCCGGAGGCACCCGCAUUAUCUACGACCGCAAGUUCCUGCUGGACCGGCGCAACUCCCCCAUCGCCCAGACUCCCCCCGCCCACCUGCCCGUCAUCCCCGGGGUGACCAGCCAAAACAUCAUCAUGGAGAACAGGAAGAACGAAGCCAACAAAAUGAAUAACCACGAUGGCAAGCACGGUGGGGGUGAGGACGCACAGUUCGAGAUGGACAUCUAGUGCAGAAGACGGACGACGGAGGUGUCUGAUUGGCCCGGUACCUGAGUGACAGCGGCUUGGCUUAUAGAAUUCAGUAGCUCCUGCAGGCUCCUCCUCCUCUCGCUCUGUCUGUAGCAGCUGGGUUUAUAGGUAACCAUCCAAUUAAAGGGACAUGCUCAAGUAGGCCCACCACAGUGCUGAAAACCUCUGACUAAAACCUGGCCAUAACAUCUCAUUUGAUUUCCUCUGUCAGUUACUGUAUCCCCCCCAAUGACAAAUUUUGCCUAAUUGCAACAGAAUCAUUUGGGAAAAUUAUGGCAGUUGAAAGUAAAAAUUGUUAGUAAUUGGGAUUGAAGCAAGAGUUAAAGAGAUUAUUAGAGUAUUUCUGAUUGUCAGGUAGUGCUUAUUGUAAAAUCUUGGCCCGGGAGCUGAACUGCUGUUGAACAAAACUGAUAUCCCCUCCUUGCAAGCCCAAGGAGUUUGUGAUUUGGAAGCUAGUUCAUUCUUCAUUUUGUCGGUUGUGACUGAAACCUGUCGCUUGUUUGGCUGUUUUUGAAUCUCAGUGUUGUGUUUAGCACACAUGCUUUUUUACUUGAAUUGUCUAGUUCGCUUGUCCAAGUUUAAGCUUUCUGGUAGCACAGAUAAUCCGAUUGACUUUUGCGGUUUAAGAAUAAGAUUAACCAUGAAACUCUUGGGAAAUUUGUUUUUUUCUGCUUAUAGACCACAAGGUGUUAGGCAGUGUUAAUGGGGGUAAACCCUGUUUCAUGAACCUACUUUUAUUUUGGCAAUGGAACAAGGAAUGCCAUUGUAAUUCCAAGCCUAUGAGUUCUCAGUCACAAACUAGAUGCAGUGUUUUGUUUGUUUUUGAAAAGUAAAAGAUCACACUUACUUUAGUGCACUUUGUUGUUCUGUUGGCCUGUUGUCUUGGUGGCAUUACUGGUGGCAGUUUGCUAUGGAGAGACCCAAGCAUCAGUAAUGGUUUCGAAGCACGACAUGGGAAUAGCCAGCUGCAAAAAGAAAAUGCAUCUGUGUAUGAGGAAAAAGCCCAAACUAAAGUUUAGAGUUAUGGACCAAUGUCACUGUUCAUUACAGAUUAAACAUUUUAUGUCCAGUGAAUAAUUCUGACAUUUAGGAAAGUGUAAUUUACGGACAUAUUACAUGGACUAAUACUGAAAUAUUUUCCCUUAAAUAUUUUAAAUAUGAAUAAUUACCAUUUUCCCCACUCCAAUAUUUGCCAGUUAAAGAGGUUUUACAUGUUGUUGAGAGAUGCAUGACAACACCUCACGCAGGGAGAACUGAUCACUAUGAUGUGUCAUUUGUAUUUUGAAGAACAUGGUUUGGCGCUAAAGAAUGUGAUGAACUGUUUGACUUGACUUGCAAAUGAAAGAAAUAAGCCUAAGACCUGGUCUGAAAAUGCACUUCCAGGGACACGUAGAGCAACUAACGGUUUUGGGAACCAUUAUUAUUGUUGAUUUACACGCUGAGUCGCUGCUGCUUUUCCACAAUUUUUAAAAAAUUAAUUAGUGGGUAGGGAAGCACUGAAACGUCAGGUUGCUCAUUCAUAUUGGGAUUUGACUUGUUUUAGAAGAAUACGACAUACGACAACAAAUAAUGUCAAUGUCGACCAAUAUUCAUUUAAAAUAAGGCCAUUACAAAUUGAAAAAAGAAAACAAUUGGCUUAAUAUCCAGCCUGAUUACCAGUUAUUUUUGUUUAAAAGAAAAAUUAUUGAAAACUUGAAUUUUUUUUCCAUAUCUCUUUCUAUGCAUUUUAUUGUUUUUGUAUUUUGACUUUCAGCAUUUAUUUUCUCAAGCAUUGAGACCAAAAGACAUUAACAAAAAGAACAUUUAAAAAUUCAUGAAAAUACUGGCAGCAUGUAUGAGCAGAAAAUUUGUGAAACUCUGAACACUUGCAUGAAAGCUUGUGUCUUAUAUUUGGCACCCAAGAUCCCACUAUGUAAAAAUGUGUCUCUGACAUAUGUUGUCAAUUUUCAUAUUUUGAAUAUAUAAUUUAAUCAUAAUCUACUUUAUUUCAUGGACAAAAACCUAAAUAAGUUUUAUUUGCAUUUAUGUACCAAAGUUGUAAGUGAAAAGAAAUUACCCCACAUUUUAACAAUUUAAGAAGUACUUCUGUUUAAAUGCUUUUCUCGAUAAAUGCAUAAGAAAAAUCAACAUAAUCAUUUAAUGUAAGUCUUCCAAUCAUGAGCCAGUUUGAGCUUGUAAUGUAUGAGUUCAGAGCUUUUUAUUGAGUAACCUUGUCUCCAGAGAUGUAUGGCCUUCAUCAGAGACAAUAACAUGCUCUAAGAAAACUUCCCCAAAUAACUUAGUUACACUUUUGAUUUGAUUAAUGACUAAUCUUCUUUUUGAAAAAUACUUGGGUCCUAACCUUCUGCUCUUUUUCCUUUGAGGUAAAUAAGUCCUACUUAUAGCAUUGAUAGUGGCUAGCCACAAUGGUCACAUGGGUACAAGUAACAGUUGAAGAUUAAAACGCAUUUUUACAAAACCACCAUACUUCUGCAGAGAAGUUGUGGCAAUAGUUCUGAACAACUUUUUUUUUUUUUUUUACUUCAUGCUUCUGCGUACCCAGUAAUCUGUUGUGCUAAAAGUAGACAAUGUGAAAAAAACACUGAAGACCUUUAAAGUUCUCCUGGCUGUGAGUAGCAUGUACAGAUGGCAUCUUCAUAAAAAUGUGUCUUACUCUUGAGGUAGUGCUGUGCUUCCCCCCCCCCCCCCCUUCAUUAGUGACAGUUAGAAACACGUUAACGUACAAUUUAGGGGCACAUUCAACCAUAUUUAGGAGCAAUAUUGAAGCAUGUACUGGAACGACGACUGCGCAUUCUAGAUCUGGAACAUUAAAAACACAUUUUUUGGCAAGGAUACCCCCUCAGAUAGAGUCUAGAGCGUUUAAGUACAGAUGCCCUACAUCAGGGGAGUCCAGUCUUACCUGAAAUGAGCCAGUGUGGGCGCAGGUUUUUGCUUUAACCCAGCACUAACACCCCCGAUUCUACUCAUCAAGGUCUUUAUUGAAGACCACGAUUAGUUGAAUCAGGUGUCUUGGUGUUGGGCUAAAAGAAAAACCUGCACCCACACCGGCCCUUUUGGGAUAAGACUGGACGCCCCUGUUGUACAUGCUACCGAACAUGAGCGUCAGAGAAAGAUGGAAAAGAAAGGGUCUCAGAGCUUUUCCCCCUGAAAUGCCCCCAUGUGAAAGCUUCAUUAGGCCUUACUUUAGUUCACCCUCUUCACAAGCCGGUCAGUGCCCAUGCCUUCUUCUCAACGGCCACAACUGGCACACAUGCAGUUUCUCACCACCGUUAACCACAAUAGCAAGUCCUUCAUCUUCUUCAGUUGUUUUUUCUUUUGUUGGGUCUGAGAUUGACCUUGGACCUUAGAGUGUUAAUCAUAAGAGUGAAUUGUUAUAUUGGAAAAAAAAUUCAUUGUAAUUAUUUUCUGCUACUGAAACCAGUUCUCAGUUUGAAAAUGUAUGGUUGUAAUCAUUGUUAGUACUUGGGUGCAACUGCUCAUUUGAUUGGUAACUGCUAUUAUAAAGGUUGUCUGCCACAGUUACCCACUUCUUUUUUUUUCCCUGUUAUCACUUGAGGUUAACAAGCACCUUAUUGAUAAAGCUACAGUAUGUAUUUGAUGCCGAAAUUUCCUCUUUGACAUAUUAUCCCUUUCAAAUGGAAUCGUUUUAGGAUUUUUAUAUUUUCCUAAGCACACUUCCACUGUUGCUAUGGAAACCUGCCAGCCUGUUUGGCCAGACCUUUUCUUCACGCUGGGUUAAUGAAAUUAUUGGAAACAUAACUCCCAUCUGAUUUAAUUUUUAAUUUUUAUUUUGUUCUGAUAAAAAGCCUUGUAACUGAACGGUGUAUGCCAAGAGAAUGCCGAUGCCAGCGCACACUGUUACAACAAGAUCAGUGAAAUUCCUUAAUAAAAAAAAAAGGAUGUUACAACUA
Molecule: messenger RNA, 4462 nt
Organism: Anguilla anguilla (European eel)
Lineage: Eukaryota; Metazoa; Chordata; Actinopteri; Anguilliformes; Anguillidae
Gene: eif4ebp2
Product: eukaryotic translation initiation factor 4E binding protein 2
Exons: 3
Coding region: 189-530 (113 amino acids)
Biological process (GO): negative regulation of translational initiation
Cellular component (GO): cytoplasm
Molecular function (GO): eukaryotic initiation factor 4E binding
Source: RefSeq, a predicted model, not a curated record